ACUUCACAUUUCACACGCUCCGGUCAACUGUAUGUAUGAAGAAGGUCUCGGAUUCUUCGUUCACAGAAACUCGGAUUCUAGUCACAUUCCAGCUUGCAGUUCAACGACAACAACAAUUCUCCUUUCUAUCAGUUCCUUCUCCUUGGUGCUUGCACGGCAAUGGCGUACGCACAGCAAAUGGACGAGGUCGUGGGACCUCCGCCACAGUACUUCGCGCAGCAGCCGAAGCAGCCAGGGAUAGUACAGCAGCAAGUCGUGCAGCAGCCAAUGGUGACCCAGACCACGACGAAUGUGCGCGACACGUCGCUGGAUGCGGCCCAGAUGCAGCGCACCACCUCGCUCUCGCACACCCUGAGCGGAUUCGCUGUGUUCGGCGCUCUGCUGGGUCUGUCUGUGUUCUUGCUGAACACCGUCCCUAUUGGACAGGGUGUUCGUGUGUAUAACAGUAUUUACAACUACUACUCGAACGAGUAUACAUACGUCAAGGUGAACUACUAUCCAGGCAUUUGGUAUGGAUUGCUGAACCUGUUGUCUUGCAUCGGGGUGCUGGCCUUUGCGCAGAGGGCUGUGGCCAAUACUCGCCAAAAUGCUGAUUACAUUCUGAACGAUGGAGCAAUCCGCACAUCGGGUGCAUUGAUGUCUACCCUCUUCGCCAUCUUGUCUUGUGUUGGUAUUGGCGCCAUCACCUGUGCUGCCAUUACCACUGUUACGCUGGAUCACAGCCUGGAUUUUACAGACUGCACGUAUAAUGAUGCCCUUCGCCGCUGUACGUGCAGUAACUCCUACUAUGUGUCUGACGUGGACAGCUGUGAUUAUGCCUGGAACACGCUUUUUGCCGUCUACCGGGCCAUCACGUCCAUUUCCGCUGUCCUGGUUGUCAUCGACAUCAUCAUCGCCUCGCUGUUCUGCGGUGUGCUGUGCUGCUGCGUGAUCAGCACGCCCUACCACAUGGCAAUGCCAAUGGGUGUUGGUGCGGGGCAAGUGAUUGUUACCCAAGUGCCAGCCCAACAGCAAUUCAUACAGCCUGCCACAACUGCCUAUAUCCAGACCUACUGAGCAAGUGGUGGCAUGUGCAAUAGCAACAACAGGCGAUAACCAGCCAUACAUCAUCAUCAUGCUAACAUGACGUCAUCAGCUCGGUUAUGGACCAGUAUGACGUUAUCAACUAUGUGUUGUGAAUUUGUAUGAUGUCCUGACCUGCUACUGUCAUUACCUCUCUUAUAACUCUACUUCUAUGAUGCUUAUAUGCAUGCACUACACACAUUCGCUCUUAUGUAAUUGGGCUUCGUGCCCUUCUGUUUCUGCGAAUUAUUACGAUAACAAUAAUAAAAAAACAACAUUAUCUGCAGUCUCCUCACUGCCUCCAACAACUCCUUGCCGGGCUCCGAUUCUCAUUUGCCUAUGCACAAUGCAUUUUGCACCUUUCUUAUGCCAGCCCUUACAGUCUACAGUCUACAGUCUACAGUGCAAGCAGUUUUGUUGACUACACCUGUACAAUGUCAUGUACUUCUCUGUCAGCACUUGCUCAGUUCUUGUUGGUUCUGGUGCCCGCAAAGUUCGUGAACGGUUGAAUUUUAAAAUGCUCUUCGGAAUCUAUUUCUCUCUUUCUCUUUCUAGCUACAUGUACUUUAUAUCUCGCUCUAUCUCCGAAAUGAUCAAGUUGUCGUAUUACAAGGUUAUUCGCCUUAAUGCCAAUAGAACUGUGAACGGUA
This is a messenger RNA of Sycon ciliatum, 1712 nucleotides long. RefSeq lists its product as uncharacterized. Bases 160 to 1056 code for a protein of 298 amino acids. NCBI's taxonomy places the organism in Eukaryota, Metazoa, Porifera, Calcarea, Leucosolenida, Sycettidae. The transcript has 8 exons. The record is from RefSeq and is a predicted model, not a curated record.